AUGAUUGCGAACAUGAAGCAGGCCAUCUCCAAGGGCUUCUCAACAGUUGCUCGCCUUCGACGGUCACAAGCUCCAAGAGUGGCGUUUGUGGCAAUCACACCGGACAAUCCAGAGACACCAGAAGGCAUUUCCUUCAAAGAACUGCUCCUGGAAGGACAUUUUGUGGAGUUGGAAGACAGCUUUCCCAGGAAAGUGACUGGCCUCGACGACCAGCUUGAUCAACCUGAGGAAUUUGCACUUCCAGAUCUUCCAGGCUCAUUGCAGGAUCCGGAGCAGCCGCAUCGGGUCUGUUGCUUGGAUCAUGAUGAGUUGUCCAAGCUUUGCGACAAGGCUAUGCAAUUGGUGGAUGAUGAUGACAUCAUGUCAACCGCCGGAAGUCGCGACGCAGGAACAGAAUCUGAGCCCGCAGCAUUUCUGUAUGGCAGGUUGGUGAGACGUUGCAAUUUGCUGCGACUUGGUGCUCCAAGUUGCCCCAGUGCUUUCACAAUCCCUUACAGCAAGGUGAUCGAUGCGGCGUCGUGCAUGGCAAAUCCCGUCGUGGGUGUCAAAUCUCCGUCGAUGCCCGUUUUUUGGCGCGGAGUGGUGGUUGCACUGGAGGACCUUGGGCAUGCAAUCUAUUCGGGAAGAACUUCAAGGGCGCUUAGAUCGCUUCAAGGCGAGUUGGAUGAGUUGGAUGAGUUGGAUGAUGCUGUCUUCCUGGAAAUCGUUGAGAAAGCUGAAGAGUCCGUCACGUUACCUGGCGCUGUCGAGCACGUUGCUCCUCCUUCGAAUGCUCCAGCUGAAGAGGAUCCACAGGCGAGCAGUCUGGAUCAGAUUUCCAGUUGCAGAGUAUGCCCUAAGAAGAAGGCUCUGCUGGUGCAGCCAAGGCUCAGCACUCCCAGCUGCCUCGAAUUGAUGACAUUCCCAGAGGCAGAGGCAGACAUUUUCGGAGGCAACACUGCGCUGGUGGAGGUGACCUCAAGAGUGACGGACCAGGUGAGCGUCCGAGCAAGACCUGGAGCCACGCGAAUGCUCAGGGUUUGCCAUGCCUUCCCAUCAGAUGAGCCCAUGUCGGUGGCGUGGCGCGACAUGGUGCUGACCAGUGACGAGCCGUUGACCUACAAGACCUGCAAAGACUUACAAGCCCCACAAGCCCUUGAGGCUGGCGAAGAGCUCCACAUUGGUUUGAAGAAUGGUCCUAGCAACACCUUUCAGAUCUCCGAACUCCCUGCAGAAGCGGACGGAAUGCUGUUGCUGGUCUGCUUCCGUCAGGGCCGGAAUACUUUGGACCUCCAAUUCCAGUCUCAUGCAUUCGUGCCAAUGCAGAACAGCACUGCACAAGUGGCUAUCAUGGACACCUACGAUGGGCCAGCCAAAUCUGAACAGUCGGAACUGCAUGUUGGCCGAGCUGGGGAGGUGAAUGCAGGCAGAAACAAACUGCGAAAACUGGAGUCGCAAUGA
This is a messenger RNA of Cladocopium goreaui, 1440 nucleotides long. Lineage: Eukaryota; Dinophyceae; Suessiales; Symbiodiniaceae. The record is from the annotation of a GenBank genome assembly.